AAGACUAGCGUAGGAAUGUGCGUAACUUUAAGCAAACUACAGACCUUGCUUAAGCACAUUUUGGAGACAAUUGUGACAAGGUGAGAACGAUUGGUUAAUGGAAAGAGCGCAUAUAAAUAGCCAUUCAGUGGCAGCCGUGCGCAAUAAGGCACAAUGGAUGCACUUGCACUUCUCGAAGACCAUGCCAAUGGACGGAUCCGACUGGAGAGGGUAUUCCGAGAUCGGGAAGAUUUCCUGGCUCAUGAUGAUGACUGGCUAAUAAGCCGUUUCAGACUACCUAGAGCCUUGCUCUUGGAUCUGAUUGCUGAAUUGAGUCCAAUUUUAGAGCGACCAACCCACCGGAACCGCGCCAUACCGGCACACAUUAAAGUGCUGACAGCGUUGGGUUUCCUAGCAACGGGCUCGUUCCAGAGGGAAUUAUCCGACAGGUCUGGGAUAUCACAGCCAUCCCUCAGUGCUGCACUGCCAGCUGUUUUGGAUGGGAUAAUCCAAAUGACCAGUCGCUACAUCAGGUUUCCCUACACUGUUGUUGAACAGGCCAACAGCAAAAGGCAAUUUGCAGCAAUGUCCGGUUUCCCUAAUGUAAUCGGCGCAAUUGACUGCACCCACAUUGCUAUAAGAGCCCCCAGCGAGAACGAAUUUGUAUAUGUGAACCGAAAAAAUGUGCACACCAUAAAUGUACAAAUAAUUUGUGACCCCUCAAUGGUGUUGACAAAUUUAGUGGCACGGUGGCCUGGUUCAACACAUGAUUCAUUCAUUUUGGCGCACAGCGGUGUAGGGAACAGACUGCAGGCAGGUGCUGGUCGUGAUGGUUGGCUCCUCGGUGACAGCGGCUACCCACUGAGGCGGUGGCUCCUCACACCAUUUCCAAACCCGCAGAGUGCGGAGGAACGGCGCUUCAACAUAGCGCAUGGCCGUGCACGUUCCGUUGUGGAGCGCGCCAUCGGCCUGCUAAAAAAUAGAUGGAGGUGCUUAGAUGCCUCAGGUGGCAGGCUGCUCUACCACCCCAGAAAAGUGUGCAAAAUUAUAAGAGCGUGUGGAGUACUGCACAAUUUGGCACUGAGGGAUGCAAUCCCUCUCCCACCUGACCUCCCCCCCCCGCAACACGUAGACCCCGACCCACAGCCACCUCCCCGACAUGAGGAACAUCAGCAUGGAGCAAGGCUACGUGAGGAAGUGAUGCGGCGUGUGUAAAAAGGACGCGAUCGGUGAGAACCCGGCCACCUCCGCGCACUCUGGAUCCGCUGGGCGCGCUGGGUACAGACGGGUCCGUGCCAGACGUGCUGGGAAUCUCCUCCACCACCUGUUCCUCCUCCUCCUCGCCCACUGCUACCACCUGUAACGUGACUGAGGACACAAGUCACAUUUAUUGCCACAUGUCUGUACAAACAUUUGAUUGAAUAAACAUAUGAAAUUGUAACCUACCACUCUCCUCUUGAGCAAAAUCUGUGUCCCCCUCCCUCUCUGACACAACACCAGACAUGCUGGCUGGUCCGAGAAUGGAAGCCACUUUGGUGUGAAGUGGUGUAGGUUCUUCCAUGGUACGGCCGCCACCUGUGUAAAACUACUUUUUCUGCUCAGUCAAGAGUCACAAAGGGGUGGCGGCAACAUCACAGAAAAUGAACCUUGCAAGCAUGAUUAAGUAGUGUUACAUUUUUCAUUCAUAAAACCACAU
Epinephelus lanceolatus (giant grouper) is the source of this 1675-nucleotide messenger RNA. Lineage: Eukaryota; Metazoa; Chordata; Actinopteri; Perciformes; Serranidae. The record is from RefSeq and is a predicted model, not a curated record.